AUGUGUGACUACGAAGAACUUUUCUUCCCAUGUGAACAUUCGGCGUCCAGGAAGAAGUCUUAUUGUCACUUUGCCCGCAACGACCCCAUGCAUCAGUGCUUCAGUGUCAAAAUCCUCAAAAAAGUAUGGCCGCAGGGACGUCCUUAUGAUAGCUGUACAGCGGCCUUAAUGCAGCCAGGCCCGGCGAGCUAG
Molecule: messenger RNA, 192 nt
Organism: Colletotrichum orchidophilum
Lineage: Eukaryota; Fungi; Ascomycota; Sordariomycetes; Glomerellales; Glomerellaceae
Exons: 1
Coding region: 1-192 (63 amino acids)
Source: RefSeq, a predicted model, not a curated record